This is a messenger RNA of Rhopilema esculentum, 3543 nucleotides long. The record is from RefSeq and is a predicted model, not a curated record. Lineage: Eukaryota; Metazoa; Cnidaria; Scyphozoa; Rhizostomeae; Rhizostomatidae.
UAAUUCCUAUUCUGUGCUUUCAGCAUCCUUUCAAUGUGCUUGAAUUUUGAAUCGAUCGAAGUUAGAAUCGAUCAAAGUUCACAAACUUAAAAGGACGGAGGUCAACUUUCCCAGAGCAGCGAGCGUCCCACCUGUAGAGUCAAGAUAAAUAUUACCAAAAACUCAUUUUCUAGUCAAAUUAGUGAAGUCGGAAGGAAAGCUGUGUCAAGAUGCAUUGCAGAAAUGUUGUUGUUUUUUUCUUGGCCAUUUGCAUUGGGAGAUUGACAGAAUGCAGAAGUGGCUGGAAGACAUCAAAGAAUGGCUAUUUCAUCUACAAGGCAACCAGGGAUGCUAGCCUGUCUGAGACAUUAAAGGUCAACGGCACAUUUUCUGUCAAGCAAUACAGCCGAAACCACAAUGCUUUCCUUACAGUAGAAGAUUCGAGUGGAAAUUUUGUCGUUCAAGUCUCUUUUGAUAAUGGAUGGUCGAUGAUUGCAAGAAAACCCAGUUGGUAUUCUAGUCCUCUCAAUUCAUGGAAGGCGAUGCCAACAACAAACUUUGGGUUUCCAUUUUUCUUCGAAAUAAUUUGCACUCAAAAGAACCAAUCUUCAAGAUAUUUGAAAAAGGUAGAUGUACGUGUUUCGCACGGCGAACAAAUGACGCACACAUUGGAAUCAUACGAAGAUUCAACAUGGAAUUUAGAAAAUGCGACAAUUUACCUUGGUGGAUACAAUAGAGAAUAUUUGCGAACUGGUGAUUUCUUCGAAGGCUGCAUUUCUGGUGUGAUGUUUCAAGGCAUUGACAUUAUCGGCAAAUAUUUCCAGCAAUAUCCAAGCAACAAAAAUCCAGUGAGAGGCAGUCGGGUCGUUGGUGCAUUCAGUAAUGUGUCUCAAAUUUGCGACGACAAGAGCGCAAGUUCACUAGCAAAGAUCCCAUGCUGGAAAACUGACGGCAAAUGUUUUCUCUCCUACAAAAUGACGCCUGCGAAUUCAAUUGGUGUUAUUUUAAAUAUCACAAUGAAAUACUCGACGACAAUAUUCAGCCAGAAGAAUAACAUGCUAUUUGUUAUUGCAAAUGAACAUUUCAAAUUGGGACUAUCGGUUGAAAAAGAUGAUCUCCAAUCAACAUAUGCCGGCAAAACUUCAUUUUCAUCAUCAAAAUCUGAAAUUCUUGGCUUAAACUCAGGAGCAGUUAUCACUCAAGAGAUUUUAAUCAUGCGAGAUUCAAAGUUUGAAUGGCCGUAUCUCUAUUACGCUCAGACCCCCACGUAUUACAAUAGAAACAGAUUACUAGGCGUUCCGAAUUUUGCCAAUCUAACAGUUCAUGUUGGCGGGAUCAAUAAUAUGGUUCAUGAUUUCUUCGACAAUUGCAUCCACAGCGCUUUCAUCAAUGGUUUUGAUGUUGUUGGUGCCUACCUGAGGGGAGGAAGUCAAAAAAAUUUCACCAAAGAAUGCUUGUUGGAUACUACAGCAACUCCUACAAAGUCAUCUCCUUCAAAGUCAAAUUCUACAACAUUAUCUCCUUCAAAGGUUUAAGAUCAACUCCUUCAAAGUCAACUUCUACAACAUUAUCUCCUUCAAAGGCUACUUCUUUAAGAUCAACUCCUUCAAAGUCAACUUCUACAAUGUUAACUCCUUCAAAGCCUACCCCUUCAAGAUCAACUCCUAUAACGUCAACUCCUACAAAGCAAGGUGUAAGCAGUGCCAACUUCAGAGAAACAGCAACUUCCUUGCUUCUUUCUAUGCUUGGAGUUGCUUUCUUUGGAAUGUAAUUGCUUGAUUUCUUGAUUUUGUUACUUUGGCCUAAUUCUAAAAGAUAUCCAAUUUCUACUUUUCCAAUUUGACCUACUUUUCUUUGAUUUUCAGACUGCCCCUAUAGAUAUUAUAUAUUAACUAGAUUACCAAAAAUUCUUUGACAUUUUAUCCACCCCAGCUACUCAAAAGCAAAGAAGCUUUGUUGGGAAUAUUACUUCUACGGAAAAUUUGGCACUUGAAACUCUACUUACAUGCAUUGAAAUUAGGGUACCUGUUAUAGUAACAGAUAAAAGCAAAAUCGACUACGAUAAUUAUUUGUGAAACUGUUGUUUCUUUAAGUUGAGAAGACAACAUCAAGCUUUAUCAAGCAAAUUAAAUAAACAAAAAAUGUUUAUUCAAUGUUCUUUAGACUACUUCGCUACUUACGCUGAUAAUAUUGCUGCUAAGAGGUAGAAAUUUAGAUAUAACGGGUAAAUAAGCUGUCACAAUAUAUUUAUCGUUUUUCAUUUAUCGCUGUAAUGAACGUUUUGCUUUUGCUUAUCAUGAGCAUUUAGGCCGGUUUGAUAAUGACAUUGUAGUGGUUUAGCCCAAUCAUCCUUGCUUUGACUUUAUCAUUUGAUGCUGUUGGUAAUCAUCUUUCUCUAAUUUAGCAGUUGUAUUUAGAUGUAAGAAAGUAAUGGUUUUGCUGCAAUUUAUGUUAUAAAGAAGCUUAAACUACUCAUGCACGUAUAAAACUUAGGCUUAUUCAUUGCACGAAAUUCAAGGGACAGAAUAAUUGCUUUCAAAGUUCCUUCAUCGAAGUUUUGCUAUCAUUUGUCAUUCUGCUUGAUAGUAAGGGGGGGGGGGCUCCUCAUUCCAUUUUACUGCCCCUGUAUUUUUCAUCUAUUUGAGUAUCUUAUUAUUGGGGCUUUCAUUUAUUUCAAGAAUAAUGUUUUUUUAAAUAGGGAAUAAAUUGAGAUAGCAAAUUUUUUGACAAUAAAUAGCUUCAAAUAAUUUUUCUCGGGAUCUGGGACAAGUCAACCUAAAUGCUCUGCGCCCAAUUUUUAUAAACAUUAACAAUAAAAAUAGAAGAAAAAAGUAAAAGAAGUCCUAGCAGCUGAUAUUUCCAACUGAACAAAACAAUUUUUCUUGACGAAACUCAAAGCUACAGCAAACAGGGUUUAGGGAACAACGAAAUUUGGAGAUAGUUCGUUGUGAAUUAAUGAAAUUUGGCAAUUUUUCAAUAGAACGACGGAAUUCUCCCUGCUAGCCGGAGACGGAUUUGUAUGAAAAAGGGCCAUGCAUUACGGAUUUUAUAAGUUUUUACAGAUUUUUCAAAUUCUUCACCUGUCUUCACGAAAUCUAGUCUGACUUUUAAUUUGUCUAUGAAUGUGAAAUUUAAAAAAGAAAACCAGGUAAAUUUUGGAACCUGGCUUAUCACUAAAAAAAUUUGUGAAUCGACGGAUUUCUACCCCUAAUGAUGUCCCCCACUUUAAGCGUUAGAGGUAAAAACGUAGCAACCAUCAAAAGCAGCGAUUUUUAUAAAAGUUUAAAGCUAUUGACAAAGUAAAACCUUUUGUCUUUUCUCACGUUGUUUUCUUGUGGCUUGAUUUCAUGGCCUUUGUCUAGGAUUAGAAAUAAUUUAUUUCUAGUUACCGUACAGAGCCAUAAUUCCGCACAAAAUUGUUUAGACAAAUUCAAAUGUUUGCAAUUUUCUACUUUGCCCUUCGAAACUCGAAUCCCUCCUUAUUCUCUACCAAUUCAAUGUUGAGUUAGUGUGGGCCUCAUAACAUUAAUUUAACAUUGAAUCGGGAGCGAGGAAAAGUUAUUU